AACAUCCCACAACACUCAUCAAUCCUUCAUUCAAAUCCCACAUCACAAAUCCAAAGUAAAAAUGAUCCACAUUCUCUUACUCCUUUCUCUCUUCACCUUCACCACUCACGCAGCAGUCCAAGACUUCUGUGUCGCAGACGUAAAAUUCCCAGAAAGCCCCGCUGGAUAUGCCUGCAAACCAGCCACAGUAGUCACAGUUGAUGACUUUGUAUCCACAGGCCUUCGUGCUUCAGGAAACCUUUCCAACAUCAUCAAAGCCGCUGUCACUCCAGCAUUCGCUGCCCAGCUGCCCGGAGUCAACGGGCUCGGGAUCUCCAUUGCCCGGUUGGACUUAGCCCCGGGUGGUGUGGUCCCAAUGCACACCCACCCAGGUGGGUCCGAGCUUUUACUGGUGACCCAAGGGUUCAUCAAGGCUGGGUUUAUCUCAUCGGCUAACACUGUUUAUGUCAAGACUUUACAGAAGGGUGAUCUUAUGGUGUUCCCACAAGGGCUGUUGCAUUUUCAAGUUAAUGCUGGUGGGGUGACAGCUGUUGCAUUUGCGAGCUUCAGUAGCGCGACACCUGGCUUACAGAUUCUUGAUUUUGCUUUGUUUGCAAAUGAUUUGCCUUCUUCGUUGGUGGAGGCGACUACCUUCCUUGAUGAUGCUACAGUGAAGAAGCUUAAGGCUGUUCUUGGUGGAACUGGCUAAGUAUAUUGAGGAGAUGUCACGUUUUACACCAUUCUUUUAUGUUGAUUAAUUACCUGCAUCUAUUUUUAUGUCCGUUUUCAUUAACCUAAUGAUUAUGGCAUUCUAUGUUUGUUUUGAGAUUUAGGACAUUCAUGUAAGUCAAGUUUGAUGUACUGUUAUUGUCUUAAUUCAAGUUUCUUUUUACCCA
This is a messenger RNA of Lactuca sativa (garden lettuce), 875 nucleotides long. Its product is annotated as auxin-binding protein ABP19a. The record is from RefSeq and is a predicted model, not a curated record. Lineage: Eukaryota; Viridiplantae; Streptophyta; Magnoliopsida; Asterales; Asteraceae. Gene Ontology annotation, molecular function: manganese ion binding.